AUGCACGGACUUUCAUUGUCUGGUAACAAAAGAAAUUUGGUCACCAUGGAGUUUUCGACAGGCGUUCAGCUGGUUUAUCUACCCGUGCACUGGAUUCGGCAUAGGCUUGUUGCUGGUUUUACUCGUCUGCCUCAUCCUGCGUCUCCAUUGGCGUUCAAGCCAAGCCAAUUCUGCUCGCUUCAAAGGCAAAACGGCUUCCGGGGGGAGCGCUACAUCCCCUUAUAUUGCCGCCACAACAACGGGAGCUGCAUCAACCUCGGCGGCUAG
This is a messenger RNA of Protopolystoma xenopodis, 267 nucleotides long. NCBI's taxonomy places the organism in Eukaryota, Metazoa, Platyhelminthes, Monogenea, Polystomatidea, Polystomatidae. The record is from the annotation of a GenBank genome assembly.